CUCAGCCUGCCUUGCACAUCGUCCAUCGUGAUUGCCAUCAGUCGCAAUCCUCGUUGCACACAUCUUUCAUCGUCCAGUUCAUCUUGCAGUACUCAAGAUGGCGUGGCGCAAUCAAGGCAUUACUGGCUCCAACAAUAUACCCUUGGGAACGCGCCGUCGGUUUGGGGGCGACAGCGCUGCAGCGGACUCGCAAAAUGGCAGCUCCAUGAAUCCUCCUGCUCAUGGGGAUUCUGGAAAGCGCGGGCGAAGUCCUACCAGAGCUGAACCCACCACCGAUGGCGACGGUACCAAGCGACGCAGAAAGCGUAACCGCUGGGGAGAAGCCGGGGAGAACAAGGCAGCCGGGCUCAUGGGCCUUCCCACAAUGAUUCAGGCAAACAUGACAGCUGAACAGCUCGAGGCAUAUACUCUUCAUCUCCGUAUUGAAGAGAUCAGUCAGAAGUUGCGAAUCAACGAUGUGGUCCCUGCGGAAGCAGACAGGUCGCCUUCACCUCCACCACAAUAUGACAACUUUGGCCGUCGUGUCAAUACACGCGAGUUUCGCUAUCGAAAGCGACUCGAAGAUGAGCGACACAAGCUGGUGGAAAAGGCCAUGAAAACCAUCCCCAACUACCAUCCGCCAUCUGACUACAGACGGCCCACCAAGACUCAGGAAAAGGUUUACGUGCCUGUCAACGACUAUCCCGAGAUUAACUUUAUUGGACUACUUAUUGGGCCCCGUGGAAACACCUUGAAGAAGAUGGAGUCCGAGUCUGGGGCCAAGAUUGCCAUUCGAGGCAAAGGCUCUGUCAAGGAGGGCAAGGGACGAUCUGACGCUGCUCAUACUAGCAACCAGGAAGAAGACCUGCAUUGUCUCAUCAUGGCGGACACAGAAGAGAAGGUCAACAAAGCCAAGGCCUUGAUCCACAACGUUAUUGAAACCGCGGCUUCCAUUCCCGAAGGCCAAAACGAGCUCAAGAGAAACCAGCUUCGCGAACUCGCGGCUCUCAACGGUACGCUCCGUGACGAUGAAAACCAGGCAUGUCAGAACUGUGGUCAAAUCGGGCAUAGGAAGUACGACUGUCCAGAGCAGCGCAAUUUCACUGCCAAUAUCAUCUGUCGUGUCUGUGGGAAUGCUGGACACAUGGCUAGGGACUGCCCAGACAGACAGCGCGGCACGGAUUCACGCAACCAUAUUCCAGGAGGAUAUGGUGGGCCUCAGAGACGCCUGGGUCCUGCUGAUGCAGUCGACAGAGAAAUGGAGAAUCUCAUGCAAGAACUUUCUGGCAAUCCAUCUGGCAAUGGUCCAGUUGGCCGCAUCGAGGCUGCUCCAAGUGGUUAUGAUCAAGCAGAUUCAUAUAGCGGCGCCCCCACGCACAGGGACUCCCGCCCAUGGGCGCGGCAACCGACUGGUGGUCCUGCUCCAUGGCAGCGUGAUCGCCAGGAGCGUGACUACGGGGCCCGAGAAGGCGGAACGUCACUCCCGCCCUGGGCGCAGAAUCGUGGUGCUGAUAGUCAUGGAGGCUAUGGAUCAGCUCCGGCCAGCCACGACCUACCGCCGUGGCAGCAGCAAGCUCCGCCUGUUGCCCAGCCUUACGGCUAUGGAGGGUAUCCCGGCUACGAUGGUCAAGCUGCUUACGGAGUCCCGCCGCCUCCAGCCGCAGUAGCAGGAGCGGUCCCUCCUAGCCUCAGCAGUUUCCUUCAACAAUUUGCUGGAAAUGCUCCCCCACCACCACCGGAUACACAAGCUCCACCACCUCCUCCGCCAGAUAACCAACCGCCGCCACCACCUGGCAUGGAUGAUUAUGUACCGCCGCCGCCACCGUCGGCAUAGAGUGUUGAACCUAGUUCGCCGUGAACGAUGUUGGACUAUUAGCUACGACAGGGCCAAAGGAAUGGCAGGGUUGGAUGAAUCGUGCAGAGUCGCUGUGGACAGUCGGAAAUGAAAACGGAUUCUUGCGUACGGGCAUUGAGCUCGCCUUUCAAUGCGUUGUCUGUGCAGAACUGCCAAUAGGGGAAAUCGUUACAUGUUCUUCGGGUAACGACUUAUGUACUCAAGCGCAACUCGAUGGCUGAUUAGUAGUCUUCAGCGACGAUGGCAACUUGAAUCAUGCAGUUGGUGGAGCGGUGCUUGUUUGUUAGCGUGCGGGGAAUUUCAAGUUCCACGCGCGGCUCGACCCGCGGGAAAUCCGGAAGUCGAAUCUCAUUAUCCUACUACUAGUACCUCUAUUACUCGAGAAGAAUCAUGAUUGCCAG
This is a messenger RNA of Exophiala dermatitidis NIH/UT8656, 2235 nucleotides long. RefSeq names its product branchpoint-bridging protein. The record is from RefSeq and is a predicted model, not a curated record. Lineage: Eukaryota; Fungi; Ascomycota; Eurotiomycetes; Chaetothyriales; Herpotrichiellaceae. The transcript is spliced from 6 exons. The coding region runs from base 98 to 1813 and encodes 571 amino acids. Gene Ontology annotation, molecular function: zinc ion binding; mRNA binding. Gene Ontology annotation, biological process: regulation of mRNA splicing, via spliceosome. Gene Ontology annotation, cellular component: nucleus.